Molecule: messenger RNA, 3195 nt
Organism: Rhopilema esculentum
Lineage: Eukaryota; Metazoa; Cnidaria; Scyphozoa; Rhizostomeae; Rhizostomatidae
Biological process (GO): regulation of transcription by RNA polymerase II
Cellular component (GO): nucleus; cytoplasm
Molecular function (GO): RNA polymerase II transcription regulatory region sequence-specific DNA binding
Source: RefSeq, a predicted model, not a curated record
AGAGACAUGACCCACUGUGAAAAUGUUAGCGCGAAGCAAGUUGACAUUUACAAACAUUUAGAAAUGAAUAAUAGAAAAGCACCUCAAAAGAGACAUGUUGAACCUAGCUGUUGUUAUGUGAAAAAUGUCGAUCUCAGAAUGCAGCAAACCUUUUAGGGAGCAAGGCAGACCACAUCGAUACAGCUCUGUUCUUCGCGGAAAUGUUACAGCGUUAGUUUUCCGAUCUCUUGAUCCUCGAUUGGUCUCACCAGGUACUCGUACAGAUUCAAAAUUAAACAGCGAGGCACCCAAAGAUAACUCUAACAAAGAUGGAAAUAGCUGCUUGCCAAGUAAACUUUUACAGAUAUUUAUCGAUGCAAAUAGGAAUUCGAUGAACAAGCAGCUUGUAGAAAGUCUUGAAGAAAUGAUGCUUGUUGGAUGGAUAGCCCCGUACACUUUGUUGUUGUCUGGGCCUAGUGACGAUGCAGAAGUUUUGAGAAAUGCUUGGAGACAGAGAAUAUUGAGAAAUCCAAAAGAAUUUUUGCUUAAAGAUGUUGGCUCCGUAAAAGAAUUUGUCGUUGAAUCUCUGCCUCAUUCCCAGUUUAUCUCGCUUUCAAUAGCGCUUUAUGACACCGUUGUUGAGCUUGAUCGAAAUGGGAGGUGUGCGUCACGUGAUACAAUUGUCAGGUACCUGAAAGAUGUUUAUCACAACGUUCGGAUUCCUUCUGAAGAAAUCAUCCAUACAUGUUUAGGAAAGCUUAUCGAGCAGAGAAAAAUUUACCAUGAUGGGGUAGGCUAUCGCGCACUGAUUGAUAACAGCCCAGUUCACAAAAGUCAGGUAGCUGAUCAAGCACUUGAGGAGACACGCGAAUUUCUUGCUAAGAGUUCUUUUAAAGAUUCUGGGCGCGAGAAAAGCGAUGGUGAUAGUGCCUGUCGCAGUUCGACCUCUGCGAAAGACGCAAAGAGAAGAUCAAGGAGAAGGCCAAACUUAUCGGAUGGUAGUAAAGAGGAUACUGUUAGCAAGGCACACUCGGACGAAGAUCGACACCGAUUCAACAUGUUGUUUUUAGAUCAUGUUUCACAAAUUGGUACGCCAAUGAUGUCCAAAAAAUCCUCGAGGCUAAACAAAGACGGUUCGAGGAAGAAAACCGCGCCGUCUUCGCUGGUGUGCGCAGGAAAGCCACUGUUAUUGCCUAGCAAUUAUAUGGACCACGCUGAUUUUGAUCCAGAAAUUAAAAUCAUCGACAUAUCAGAGCGCAUGUCUGUCUUGAGUCAAAACUCUAAGUCACGGCCGAAGAGUUUUCAAAAUGUUGUGAACCAAGCCGCUAUGGGGCAAAAUGGAGAUUCGUUUCAGAUUCCUGGGCAGCCUUACGAUAAACACAACCGCAGCCCGCAACCAAAACGACCUAAGCCACAUCGCAGUCGAAGUUUUACAGAGCCUUCAAAACAUCGGCCUAAACUUAGGUCUUCUAAGGCGGUGGACAAAGUUGAUUUCCCGCUUAGACGGGUAAUGGGAACGGAAGAGCUACGUGUUGCAAGCAAGCGGGAUCGUGAUACAAAAUCUAAGAAGAAAAAUGAAAUGAUUGUGGUAGAAAGUGCAUCAAACGGUAAAAGUAGGGACCCAAAAGGAAAGGAGAGAGCAUCAGGUCAAUAUGACACUGGUGCCCUAGAACAUAAACUGAAAAUCUCUUCUGAAGGAGUUCAAAAUGAGACGAUAUUGGAACAAUACGACAUCGUUGUCCAUGAUAAAAGCAACGGACAUCAUUCGAAAAACUGGAAAAUCAAUUCUGACACGGUGUCGAUCACCAAUGCGUCGGAGGCUCCGUCCAUAGCGUUUAGCUCGGACACCCAGUCAUUUGCUUAUACUUCGGACACUUCUUCACCUUUGCAAAUCAAGAAACGAAAAGACAUUUCUUGCAAUCACACAAACAACAAUAGUAAUACAACGCAUAGUAAUGGCCUAACCUGCAUGUGUUUGACAGGAAAAAUUGAAAAUAGUGUAAAAGCCAAUGGUUCUGAUAAAAACUCUGAGAAAGAUGACACGAAUGCUGUAACUAAUGAGGAUGACAGUAUAUUUGAUUACGUAGACAGUGAGCACGAUGCAUAUGAAUACAAUCGUGUGAGGAGGAUUUCGAAAUACAUGCAGAGGACUGUUUAGAAAUUAAUCGUGCAAUUUAAGUUACAAUGUAAAGACUCAAUUCGUCGCUGUCUUUUUCCAUUCCGACAUGCAGCUCGGUAUCUAAACUUCGCCAAGAAAAUAUCAGUGAAACACCAGAAUCAAAGAACUAAAAUGGAAACUAGGCCUUACGGUGUUAUUUUAGAAUACAAUAGCAGAAUCCAAUGCAAUGAAAUGAUGGGGUUUAAUUUCAAUGAGAUAAAUUUUCUUUUAAAUAGGUGAUUUCUUAUUUUGAAGAUCAUUAAGUAACGCUCCAUGAGAUCUUUCAGUGAUGUUCUUGUAUAAAACGGGAUAUCUUUUAUAUAUUUUUCAGCAGGGGGGAGGAGGGGUUGUUAUUUGUUAUAUGUAUAUUCAAGCCAAUCAUUCCCUAUUCGAAAGACAUGUUAUGUUCCAACUUCUAUUGUUGGCAUUUGGUUGCAACUCGUUUGGUAGUGAUUCAGUAAUUUAGACCAACAACUCUUUCUCUAGGGUUCUUCCGCUCCCAAGUGCAGAAACCAACUAGAUUUUAUCCAAGAAUAGACACAAUUUCUUCAAAUAAAGAUUCUUUCAUUCAUUAAUUCAUUUACAGAUGCACAUCUUCUACUUUGAUGGGGAGGCGAAAAAUAGAAAGUUUUUCAAUUGAGCGAGGCAACCCCUCUUUUUGAGUCUAAGAGCAUGUCCUUUGAACUAAAUAAGUAUUACACUUGUUCUUUGAUAACAAAGCGGGGGGUAGGGAGCUCCUUCAUGCAUUAGAAGACUCUCGCUCGUUCGUCUCCCCAACGAAAGUGUCAGUAAUUGUCAUUGCUUACUGCUAGCCAUCACUGUAUUUUCAGUAUGCUACAAGUGUUGUUAUUUUGACGUCAUUUCCUUUCCAUUCCCUAUUCUGUAUCACGGCCCAUUCAAAGUAACUUUAAUUCCCUCCCUCCUACGUUUUUUUAAACAGAAUCGAAUGUCAAGUUAAACAGACUUAUUUAUAAAGUUUUUAUUGUAUUUAUUAGCUAAGUGGCUGCCUGCUAGCGGUAUUUAAUAUUCAAAAGUUUUGAAAAAAGCAUAUGACCAUC